AUGCGUCGUUCAUCACAAUCCAAAGAUGAGAUCGAGACAUGCGCAGACAACAGCAUGACUUUCGGAGCUCCCCCAGGUCUGACACGAGGAACACUUCAGGGCGGGCAUACUCGAGUUAACUCAUCACCUCAGUCAUACAAGUUCCUCACCUGCGAUCUGGUGGAUGCCGAAUAUAUGGUUCACAAGGCUCGGACCUCCGACUACAAGAGGGGCAAGAGUGUGGCGCCAGACUACGACCCUAAGAUGGAAGUGUUGCCGUUAGCGGGCAUCUAUAACGAAGAGGAGGCAGGCUAUGGAAGCGCUGGAUAUGAUGUUGAUCAACAAUCAAGCGAAAGUAGUAGAAAGCCAGCUUUCAGGGCCAGAACACAACUUGGCGGCAAUGAGGGUGUCAGCAAGGUUGAGGCAUCUCCGCAUGUAUGA
Molecule: messenger RNA, 420 nt
Organism: Diaporthe citri
Lineage: Eukaryota; Fungi; Ascomycota; Sordariomycetes; Diaporthales; Diaporthaceae
Exons: 1
Coding region: 1-420 (139 amino acids)
Source: RefSeq, a predicted model, not a curated record